UCCUCUAAUCUCUCCUAUAAAAAGCACUCUCUCCCACUCUUAUUUGCAUUGCAACCUUAACUUCACAUUCACACUAUAAGGUAGUAUUCAUUGCUUGCUAAGAGAUGGAGAGUGUUAAAACCAAUUCCAAAUACUCAUCCAUCUUAAUAGCUAUUUUUGUUCUCUCAUCUUUUGCAUUGGCUUUAGCAAAUCCCAAAACUCACGAGCAUGAGUUUGUUGUUGAAGCAACUCCAGUGAAGAGGCUGUGCAAAACACACAACACCAUAACUGUGAAUGGGCAAUACCCUGGUCCAACCCUAGAAAUCAACAAUGGAGACACUUUGGUUGUAAAAGUCACUAACAAAGCUCGUUACAAUGUCACCAUUCAUUGGCAUGGUGUUCGACAAAUGAGGACAGGAUGGGCAGAUGGUCCUGAAUUUGUGACUCAAUGUCCCAUUCGUCCUGGAGGGAGUUACACCUACCGUUUCACUGUUAAUGGACAAGAAGGGACACUUUGGUGGCAUGCUCAUAGCUCAUGGUUAAGGGCCACUGUUUAUGGUGCUUUAAUCAUUCGUCCUAGGGAAGGAGAGCCCUACCCUUUUCCUAAGCCUAACCACGAGACAUCCAUUCUUUUAGGGGAAUGGUGGGAUGGAAAUCCCAUAGAUGUUGUGAGGCAGGCUCAAAGAACUGGAGCAGCACCAAAUAUAUCUGAUGCAUACACUAUCAAUGGUCAACCUGGUGACCUUUACAAGUGCUCUACCAAAGGCACAACAAUUAUUCCAAUACAUUCCGGAGAAACAAACCUCGUCAGAGUGAUCAAUGCGGCACUCAACCAACCACUUUUCUUCACAAUUGCCAACCACAAACUAACCGUGGUUGGCGCAGAUGCCUCUUACGUUAAACCCUUCACCACCAACAUCCUCAUGUUAGGACCCGGCCAAACCACCGAUGUCUUAAUACACGCAAACCAACCACCUUCCAAAUACUACAUAGCUGCACGCGCCUAUCAAUCCGCCCAAAAUGCACCGUUCGAUAACACCACAACCACAGCCAUUCUCCAAUACCACAAUUCAAUCAAAACAAAACCAAUCAUGCCACCACUCCCUUCUUACAAUAACACCAACAUAGUUACUAAAUUUAGUAGAAGCUUUUUUAGUCUGAGAAAAGCUGAAGUCCCGACGGAAAUUGAUGAAAAUCUCUUCUUCACAAUUGGUCUAGGACUCAACAAUUGCCCGAAAAAUUUCAGAAAAAGAAGGUGUCAAGGUCCUAUUAACGGAACACGCUUCACUGCGAGCAUGAACAAUGUCUCUUUUACUCUUCCAAACAAUAUUUCCAUUUUGCAGGCUCAUUACCAUGGAAUCCCUGGAGUUUUUACCACUGAUUUUCCAGCAAAACCACCCGUUAAAUUCGAUUACACCGGCAACGUGAGCCGUUCCCUCUGGCAACCUGUUCCCGGGACUAAAGCUUACAAGUUGAAGUUUGGAUCAAGGGUGCAAAUUGUGUUGCAAGAUACCAGUAUUGUUACUCCUGAGAAUCACCCAAUUCACCUUCAUGGGUAUGAUUUUUACAUUGUUGCUGAAGGGUUUGGUAAUUUUGAUGCUAAGAAAGAUACUUCAAAAUUCAACCUUGUUGAUCCACCUAUGAGAAAUACAGUUGCUGUACCUGUCAACGGUUGGGCAGUUAUCCGGUUUGUUGCGGAUAACCCAGGUGCUUGGAUUCUGCAUUGUCACUUGGAUGUUCAUAUUGGUUGGGGUUUGGCUACUAUACUAUUGGUAGAGGAUGGAGUUGGGAAAUUGCAAUCAAUACAAUCACCUCCACAGGACCUGCCUAUCUGUUAGGAUAAUUAAAAAUUUCAUGAAUUUAUCAAGCAUAGUAAUAAGGGUCUUAAUUUUUAUUUAGUUGGAAGUUGAUUUUUGCCUUCCUGAAUUUGGGAAGCUUUUAUGUUUGAUGAAUUUUUCUUGUUUUUAUUUCCUUUCUAUUUAGAGAUUAAUCGGGUUUAGAAAUAAGGAUGUUUCUGUUACAAGCUAAGAUACCAUCUUAAUAGUCACAAGCCCGAGUAGAUCAAUUGAUGUUAUAUAAAUUUUUCCUAUAGUUUAUGUUACAAAUAUAUUGGAAGUUUUUAAUACA
Messenger RNA from Medicago truncatula (barrel medic), 2106 nucleotides. RefSeq names its product laccase-12. The coding region runs from base 105 to 1817 and encodes 570 amino acids. The record is from RefSeq and is a predicted model, not a curated record. The transcript is spliced from 6 exons. Gene Ontology annotation, cellular component: apoplast. NCBI's taxonomy places the organism in Eukaryota, Viridiplantae, Streptophyta, Magnoliopsida, Fabales, Fabaceae. Gene Ontology annotation, molecular function: copper ion binding; hydroquinone:oxygen oxidoreductase activity. Gene Ontology annotation, biological process: lignin catabolic process.